Aureobasidium subglaciale EXF-2481 is the source of this 2343-nucleotide messenger RNA. RefSeq lists its product as uncharacterized. The record is from RefSeq and is a predicted model, not a curated record. The transcript is spliced from 2 exons. The coding region runs from base 1 to 2343 and encodes 780 amino acids. NCBI's taxonomy places the organism in Eukaryota, Fungi, Ascomycota, Dothideomycetes, Dothideales, Saccotheciaceae.
AUGAAAGUAACAAACUUUCUAUGGUUGCUCUCAUGGGCGAGUUUACUAGCUGCUGCUUCCUCUCUGGAGGAGCGAGCAGCCAGCUCUGCUGUGUGUAACAAUGCUCAGGUCAAGGCUCUACAAUCAAGCAGUGCCGUGUGCUAUUGCUCAACCUACCUCUCGAUACCCGUCUCGACAAUUACGAAACUUACGACCCGUGUAUUAACAAUUCAAACGACUGUUACGAAGAAACAAGUAAUGACCAAAAUAUCAACCAGCAAUAUUAGAUCUACUGCAUCUACCCGUACUGUGACGGCCAGCUCGAAGACCGGGUACACCACUACAACGAAAGUUGUCACCGUAACACCUCGGGCUCGGUCGCUACAUAUGCGAAAGCAUCUGGAACAACCGAGAGAACUGGUGGAAAGAGCAGCUGUCUCAACAUGCGCUACUCCUGCAGUGGUCAGGAGUAUGAACAGGGCAGCAAUUUCUAGUGCUUGCAAGUGUCUCUCUAUAGCACCUCGGAGGACCACCAUAAUCAGAACCACCACAAAGUUCAUCAAUCAAGUCUCGACAAAGCUCGUAAGCUCCACAUCUCUCCGGACCACGACUAUCAGAACUAGUGUUACUGCUUUAGCGACGUUUACGCCUCUCAAAUUGAUUACUAGGACAGCGACCAUCACAGUAACAGCAACACCAAAACCCUCAACUUCUUCUAAGCCUCAGAGCUUGUCGUUGAGUUCGGUACGAAAUGAAGGUGUAUCCGGGUCGACCACGAAGACGUCUAGUCGGCUGAGCAGUAGUCCAUCAAUUAUUCGAUCAUCCGGUAGCCUGUCUUCCAGAAGUCAGGCAUCUAGCAGCAGGUCGACAAAUCCUACAUCAAUUGGCAGGACAUCAUCUGCAUCACCGACACUUCCACCUCCAGGCAGCACAGUGACGACUAUCCGCCCGAGCUCCAUAUCAUCGACAAGCAAAUCUGCCGGCCAGCCAAGUGGAAUUUCUAGCAGCAGUCAGACUACAAGCAUUCGCUCUAGCAGCACGACAGCCAAAUCUCUUGUUUCAACAAUUGUUGUGAUCCAGUCAACAAGCAAGACCUCUUCGGUGUCUGUAGUGGGAUCUUCUAGCAUGGUAACGAGUGCUACCACAAGUCCAACAUCGAACAAGUCCAGCAGUGCUACCUCGAGCAAGCUGUCCAGCGUGACAACCAGCACAUCUUCCACCACGUCUGCAAAUAAAUCUUCAAGCGAACCAGCCAGCAUUAGCUCGAACAAGAAUUCUAGCAGGGUUUCUAGUGCUUCGACAAGCAAGAUGAUGUCUAGUGUUACGACAAGCAAGGUUUCCAGCUCUUCGACAAGCAAGACUUCCAGCGAGCCACCAAGCAGCAGCCAGAAGACGACUUCAAGAGCAGCAGAGACAGCAUCGACAAGAUUCUACCCGCCACAGGGACCACUAUAUACACCCAAGACAAACGCAUGCGCCCCCAGAACGACAAGAUCGUCCAGCGGCACCCCUAGCAGUCGACCUAGGUCAUCGCCGCUGUCAAGCUUGAGUACAUCUAGGUCAUCACCAACAUCUAGCUCGAGUAGGCCUGCCAUAUCAUCAUCUGCUUUCUCGACAUCAAGCCGAGCAACCUUUUCGAGCUCGACACGAAGCAGCUCAACACCUCGAUUCACCUUUCCCUCCAACAACACAAUGUCAACAUACACACCAUCUUCCUCGUCGUCCGCUCCAACUUCCACACUGAGAGCCAACAAUUUCUCCUUCGACAAAGACGACGAUAUCUCAACAAACGGCACAGCCAACGAAUUCCCCUCCAAUAACACGGACACAUCACCUCCACCCUCCACCAACACAACAGACACCUCCCUCGCAAGCUCCAACAUAACAACCUCCCUCCUAAACACCUCUUCAAUGUCCAACAAACCCUUCCUCCUCCAAUCCUCCUGCACCUCUGGCCUCCAAAUCUCCGGUCUCUACGCCCUCUUGAUCUCCGUAAACUCAAACCCUACCCUCCAGUUCACUUCCUCUGCAUCUCAAGCUACAAGAUUCGUGCUUUCUACUUCUGGAUACUUGUACGUUGUACCUUCGGCAAACACACCUUGGAUUUCGUACUCGAAUCAGGAGUUGUUGGCGAAUACCGACAAAGGGGUGCAAGAUAUGGAUUUAUUCUUUAAUGAGGAAGGGGAGGUUGCGGAUGCAGGGGGCGAGAAGGUGAGGUGUGGGAUCGAUGCAGAUGGGCUUUUGCAGUGUGUGUCUAGUAUGACUGAUGAAAUUUUGUGGUGUGAUGGGGAAGGUACAGUGAGACUGGCGAGUUGCGUCUUGGAAGGGUGUAAUGAGGCUGAGUUGGUCGUGGUGCUUGUUUGA